Molecule: messenger RNA, 1349 nt
Organism: Epinephelus fuscoguttatus (brown-marbled grouper)
Lineage: Eukaryota; Metazoa; Chordata; Actinopteri; Perciformes; Serranidae
Exons: 10
Coding region: 339-1085 (248 amino acids)
Source: RefSeq, a predicted model, not a curated record
UAGAGCCUGAUAUGAGACAGCACUGUGUCCACACUGUGAGCACACUGCAUACAAAACUGUUUAAGGGCAGCUGCAGUACCUACUGAAAGUAAAAAGAAAGUCUGCGCUUCAGAACACACCCAGUGUUUGUCUCUGCUCCAUUACAGCUCUGGAAAUCAAAAAGGAAGUGAUUGUCGCCAUAUUGUAGCUGUUGGGUGAAGGAAUGUUUGGAGGGUUGGGAAAAACGCGCUUCGGGGCUGGAUUUUAGGGCCACCUCUCAGCGGUGCUUCCUCUCCUGUGGCGCAGUUGUUUUUCCCACUUAAAGAAUAAAUACAGAGAGCAAAGUUUCCUGCAGACCCAUGGCGUCCCCCAGGCCCUCAAGGUCAAACAGUUUCGUCCCAGAUAUCAAAGAAGGAUCUGUUCACAACACCACAGCAAAAAGCAGAGAGGGCUCUGACUCAAACGUGUCCUUCAAGGAUGAUCGGUUAAAAGAGAACAUCCUCAAUUUCAAUGACAGAUCCCCUUGCAAGAAUUUACGGAGAGCAAUGGAAAGCAGAGGGUCCUGUGAAUCUGGUGUGUCCGUCAAGAGUGAUCGGUUUCAUUUCAUCCCUGAUUACAGAGACAGAUCCCCUCUCAAAUUGAUAAACCACGAGUGCUCCCCCGCUAGGUCAACAAGACCCAUCCUUAAUAAUCAAGAGAGAUCAUCACACAGAUCCCUUGUAGAAGAGUCACCUUCCGCAGGCAUCAGCUGUGCGUCAGUCAAGAGGGAUAAUUCACAAGGUCGCAUUGCAAAUGUUAAAGACACACUCCCCGCUCCUAAAGAGAAGUCGGACUUUUGUAUCUUCAAGGACCAUGUGUCAGAUGAUGAAGAUUUGGUCAAGUCUUCAGACGAUCAAACCAGUGUGAAAAGUGGAGAGCUCUCUGACUCCAGCUUGUCCUUCAAGAGUGAUCGGUCAAAAGACUAUAUCACUAAUUUCAACAACACAUCUCCCCCCAGCAGCCAAGACCUUUCUACCUCAGAGCUGGAGGACCUUGACCAUAAUGAAGAAUCGGACGAGUCUUCAGAUGAUGAUCUGGAAAAGACGGUCGUGGAGCGUGGUGUCUGAAGGUGGAUGGAAACAUCGUUGAGCAGCUACUUCUACUGAUCUUUUGAUAAAUCUGACUGCAGCUGCUGCUUCCACCUGUCGUUACCCUGCAUCGCUAUUCUACGCAUAAUGAUUUAUACCACUGUGCUUCAAGCUUCGCAGAUUUUUUAGCUCAGAUCAUUAAUUUGGCCUGUGAUAUGUGUAUAUAUAUGUAUUUUUAUACUUUUAUACAUUUCAAUCACUGAAUCCUUCAAAUCAGUGAAUAAUAAAAUAAUGCUAAUUUAA